AAUAGUUAUAUACGAGGUCAUUAUUUUUCUUUUUUUUUCAUAUACAUCCCAAUAUUCUAGACUUGUUUCCAAUUGAAACAUAAUUUCCAAACUCAGUAUUCAAUGCAUUGAAAGAAAGUUUUGCAAAGAAUCAACGGGCACUAGGGAGUAAUGCUAUAAAGAAGUGGCUGUCCAUUUUGCUAAUAGACAUGGCAGUACACGAAAUAUCAUGCAUGCUGUCAUCUGCUCUGGCAAAUCCCAAACUGAAAAUGAAGUAAUACUACACGUGUGGAAAAUGCAAUGAUACAUGCUCCACGUAGUUGAUGACCAGAAGAUUUCUAUGUAACGGACAGAUUAGCAUUCUUUUCCUCAUGGCAUUAUGCACAUAUUCUUAUAUCUUAAGUUUUCUCUCUUCGUUGUAACGAGUGCUACGGUAGACCUCAAUUUCACCAUCCAAUCUAUUAAGAGUCUCUCUUUUCCUCUUCACUUAAUUCCUCCCAUUCUAAAUAUGAGAAUUCGAAAUAGCCGGCCUUCUUUUCCUAUUCCACAGGCACCGCAAGCUGUUUUAAGGUCUAACCAUCUUCGUCCACAGUUUCGGCACUUUGAUGAGCGAUUCUUGGUUGAAGAAGAGAACCGGCGCAUUGGAUGGCCGUAUUAUCCUUUAAGAAAACAUUCAAGUCCGGAUGUACAAAAGGUGCAGCCACAUGAUGGGCUCCAAUCAGCAAUUGCUAGCGAAAUCAAAUCUUCAGAUUUUGUAGAAAAGAAAACUGGAAAAGAGAAUUGCAUGCCUGCGAUGCAAAGCCAUGUGUCACAAAAACUUGAAGAACCUGACAAGGAAGGAAGAACAUCAAAUUCUUCUGCAUCUUCUAAAAGGAAUGUAAAAGGUCCCAGGUUUUCAGCCAGUGUUGUCCUUGCCCUUCCAGCACCCUGCACUCAACCAGCUCGUGGCAAAAAAGUUUAUCGUACACAAAAGGAACUUCCCUUGAAGAAAAGGAAGAAGUCCCGGAAAUUGGAAAUUGAAAGAACGCAGGCAGAAAAGGAAGAAGCUGCUACUGUAAAGCCGGCCAGAACAAAAGAAGCUUUCAACAAGCAUGACACCAGUCAGGUGAGGACCUGCAUCAAUUGUUUGUUGAAUUGUGAAUCAUCGCCCCCUCAUUCAAGCACUUAUGAUUCACAUGGGCUUCAAAAUGAAGAAGAUAAGUUGGUGGAAACAGCUACUCUGCAUGGCGAAAAGCCAAACAGAAAGAGGGGAAGGCCAAGGAAGGAUUCAGUGCAUCAGUCAAUGGCAACUUUAGGUACUUCUCCCUUUUAGGCAUGGAUCAAAGCUAAUGCAGAGGAGUGCAAGGCCACACAUGAAAUAAUUACUCAUUAAUUAAGACAUCACCAUUAUUUUUUUCCCCUCUCUUUGCAGUAUAAUUCCUGUUAUGUAUUGCUGGAAACUGAACCUAAAACUUUGUAGUUAGAAUGCUUAGUUCAAAACUACGGGGUAUUUAGUCCCUUGGAGAAUUGUUACUGUAUGUGUUGUUGUGGUAUGAAGUUACAGUUACUAGUUA
Molecule: messenger RNA, 1532 nt
Organism: Populus trichocarpa (black cottonwood)
Lineage: Eukaryota; Viridiplantae; Streptophyta; Magnoliopsida; Malpighiales; Salicaceae
Exons: 6
Coding region: 359-1291 (310 amino acids)
Source: RefSeq, a predicted model, not a curated record